CUCAAAAAAAGAGCUUGAAAAAUAUUGAAUUUGUAUCAAGUUCAAAUAAACGAGGAGAACAUUUGUCUAAACUAUUCAAUGAAAUUCUACAGCAAGUGUUUUACAAGGUUCCAUAUGGGACACCAUUUGAUGAAGCAAGAACAUCAAGCAAAUCAAUUACAAAGAGAGACAUGAAUUCAGAAAUUUUCAUCAAAGGAACCAGUGUUCCUGGGUAUUCUACUGCACCAAGGUUUCUCCUUGGCAGCAUGGACAGAAUUUCUAUUAAUGGUCACAAUUCAGAGAAGAGGGAUAAAGAAUCCUCUCUCUCCAACAGGGAUGUAAAUGAGCCAUUUUCUGCUAUAGAUAAAGAAACACUUGAAGCAGUUAGGACAGGUGUUCAAAAUAAGAACGUACCAUGUGCGCAGCUUCUGCAGUUCCUCCAGAGGAACAUCAUCAUUGCUGCUGCCUCAGUGGCAGGAGUCCUUGUGGUCACAGUGUUGCUGCUGCUGGCCUUGACCACAUGCAUCAGGAGGAAACAACUAUCACAUUCUCCAGCGAACAUGACAUAUAAUAUUUUUAUUCUGAAUGGGAAGACUUGGUGGCAGAAGUUUCAAGAAAAGAACCCCAGAAAACACAGUGAUAAACAGAAACGGUUGUUGAAGAGCAAAUCCCGUGUCUAAGCCAGCUAGUGGGGCCAGCCAAACCAGGACUGGAAGCUGUGAGGCCAGGCAGUUCUCCACCUGGACACCACGGAGAGGCAUUUGGAUUUCUGGCUGUGAGGUGUGCUCUACAAAAUGUUGACCUUCUCCUGUCAAUCUCAAAUGGACCAAGACACAAAUGUUGUACCACAGGAUGCUUAUAGUGUGGUAUGGCUCUAAUGGCUAGUGCAGGAGACACAGUACAUUUACCCAAAGACAAACCUGACCAACUACCGAUUUAUUUAUUUAUUAAAGCAUCGGUUCUCUGAUUCA
Molecule: messenger RNA, 950 nt
Organism: Callorhinus ursinus (northern fur seal)
Lineage: Eukaryota; Metazoa; Chordata; Mammalia; Carnivora; Otariidae
Gene: CUNH2orf92
Product: chromosome unknown C2orf92 homolog
Source: RefSeq, a predicted model, not a curated record